AUGUAUCCACAACCUUUGAUUGGAGCGAUUGAGCGCGAAUCGGUGUGGCGACGAGGCGACACGAUCUUCGGCUGGCGACGGCAGCCCGCAGGUGCAGCUUUGACAGGGGGUCUCCGCCACACGCCUACAGGAAACCGGACUCAGAAAGCAAUCUACGGGUUGAAAGAUCAAAAGCGGUUAGUCUCAACUUCCACAAAGUUCUGA
Penicillium canariense is the source of this 204-nucleotide messenger RNA. RefSeq lists its product as uncharacterized. The transcript has a single exon. The record is from RefSeq and is a predicted model, not a curated record. Bases 1 to 204 code for a protein of 67 amino acids. NCBI's taxonomy places the organism in Eukaryota, Fungi, Ascomycota, Eurotiomycetes, Eurotiales, Aspergillaceae.